This is a messenger RNA of Lathyrus sativus (Indian pea), 390 nucleotides long. NCBI's taxonomy places the organism in Eukaryota, Viridiplantae, Streptophyta, Magnoliopsida, Fabales, Fabaceae. The record is from the annotation of a GenBank genome assembly.
AUGGACCUGAAAAGAUUAAGUCCCCAUGAGACAAGGAAAUUUCAGUUUCCAAGUCUAGACAUGGCUUAUGAGUUUUACAACCAGUAUGCUAAAGUGAACGGGUUUGCAGUUCGCAAGAGUAAGAUCCUUCAAAGCAAGAAAGGAGAAAUAUUACAGCAGACAUUUGUUUGUCACAGACAGGGGUUUAGGGAGGAUAGAGGUUUAACAAUAGAAAAUCGUAAGCGUGAGUGUAAACCUGAGACUCGGUGUGGAUGUGAAGCAAAACUUCGAGUGCAUAUAGACAUGGUCUCACAAUGUUGGUGGAUAACAGUUUUUAAUGAUCAACACAAUCAUGAUCUUUUAGAUGAAGAGUACCAUGGAAUGCUUGCUUCACAUCGAAAAAUGAAAUAG